UUCAGCCAAGCCUUUCCUCCUCAGUGGCUGCUGCAGCCCUUCUCCUCCGCCCCACACUUUGCUUCUUCCCCUCAGCAGUGGCUUCUUCUGCCCCACUGCAACGAUGAUCCUCCUCUGUCUCCUCACCUGGCAAGUUUUGCAGUUCACCCAAACUCUUGAACUCCCAGCCGGCUCUUGUGCCUUUGAAGGCAGCACUUGCGGCUAUGAAUCAGACCUCGCAUCCCUGCCUUGGAUCUUGAACGAAGAAGGUCAUUACAUUUCUGUGGGUACUUCACAGGGUACGAAUGGUGACACAGCUGUAUUGCUCAGUCCUGAACUCUCUACAGAAGACUGGAGCUGUAUUAGACUCAUAUACCAAAUUGCCACAUCUUCAGAGUUGGCAGUAGAUCCUACUGCUUUAAAUGUGUACCUCAGGGUGGAAGGGGAAAGUUUUGAUCAUUUACUUUGGACAACUACAGAACCCUCAGAGAGCUGGCUCAUUGCUAGCCUAGAUCUAAGAAAUAAUACCGACAAAUACAAGAUUGUAUUAGAAGGUGUAUUGGGAAGAGACAUUUUUGCCAGCAUAGCAGUUUUUGAAGUUAAAAUUACUACUGGCUACUGCAUAGAAUGUAAUUUUGAAGAGAACCAUCUGUGUGGUUACAUGAACCGAUGGAACCCCAAUGUAAACUGGUUUGUGGGUGGAGGCAACAUUGGAAAUUCCCAAUCCAUCCUUCCAAGAGAUCACACUCUUAAAGAUGAAUUAGGCCACUACAUGUAUGUGGACUCUCUCUAUGUCAAACACUUCCAGGAAGUGGCUCAGCUGGUUUCCCCCAGGACAACAACUCCUGUGUCAGGCUGUUUGUCUUUUUACUACCAAGUGCAGCAGGAAAAUGGCAUCAUUUUCACCAUCUACAUGAGAGAUGUAAAUGGCUUUUAUGAAGAGCUUUGGAAAGCAGACAGCGCCAUGAAUAAUGGCUGGGUUUUAGGAGAAGUUGAUUUCAAUGCUCCAUACCCAAUGGAGGUUAUUUUUGAAGUUGCUUUUAACAGUGCCAAAGGGGGAUAUAUUGCUCUUGAUGACAUUUCGUUCUCUCCAGUUUUUUGCAGUAAUCAUACAGAAAUUUCCUUCAGUCCUACACAGGCGAGUUGCAGUUUUGAGGAUGAUCUGUGCAAUUUUUACCAGGAUCAUAAGGAUGGCCCUGGCUGGAGCAGGGUAAAAGUAAAGCCUAAUGCAUAUAGACCAGGUGACCACACUACUGGCAUGGGUUACUACUUGAUGGCAAACACAAAGUUUACAUCGCAGCCUGGGUACAUUGGCCGUUUAUAUAGCCCCACUCUGCCAGGAAAUUUACAGUAUUGUCUGCGGUUUUAUUAUGCUUUAUAUGGCUUUUUCAAAAUGAGGGAUACCUUGGCUGUUUACAUCUUUGAAGAGAACCAUGUGGUUCAAGAAAAAAUCUGGUCUGUCUUAGAAACUCCCAGAGGAGUCUGGACUCAGGCUGAAAUCACAUUCAAAAAGCCCAUGCCUUGCAAGGUGGUAUUUGUGAGCUGGUGCAGAAGCUUUUGGGAUUGUGGGCUAGUGGCAUUAGAUGAUGUAUCUGUGACUUUAGGAAGCUGUCAUGUUGCUGAUAUAUUGCCUGCUUUUCCUGGAGAAUGUACUUUUGAACGGAAUGAGUGUGGAUUCAUUCAGCAAAAAAGAAACCGAAGUGGGUGGCAUAGAAGAAGAGGUCAAACUCCGACGUCUUACACUGGACCAAAAGGAGACCACACUACUGGGGUAGGACAUUAUAUGUACAUAGAGGCAUCUAAUAUGAUCUAUGGGCAAAAGGCACGGCUUAUUUCGAGGCCACUACGACGGACCUUUGGCUAUCAGUGUCUUAUAUUUUUUUAUCACAUGUAUGGAGCUGGGACUGGGCUCUUAAAUGUUUAUGUGAAAAAGCACGGUGCUAAGGAAGAGACACUCAUCUGGAGAAGGCGAGGUGAACAAAGCGUCACAUGGUUAAGAGGUCUAAUAGAAUAUACCUGUGAUAAAUCACACCAGAUCAUAUUUGAAGCGGUUCGUGGAUUAUCAAUAAAAGGUGACAUUGCUAUUGAUGACAUUUUGUUUCAAAGUGGACCUUGUAAAGAAAUGGGAGAAACCACAUUACAGUCUUCUGGAUAUUCUGCUGAUUUUAAUGAAAUUGAAUACUGAGCCUUAAGAGAAGCAGACGAAGCAUCUUCUUGCUGAUCUAUAAGACAAACUGCACCACUCCAUCCAGACUCUCACUUUUAAAAAAAAGUGUUAAAUACUGGACACAAAGGCAUGGGACGAAACCAGCAAAAACUCUGUCUUGGCCUUGCUAAUAAUGUUACUGACUCAGGGGUUCCCUCACUUUGUUUUUGUUGUAUUUUGUCUUGCAUGUGACAUCAGUUAUUCUAGAGAGUUUUUCAGCUGCACAGAGUGUGCACUAAUGGACUUAGAUGCUUUUUGAUAAAUAUUUUUGGGCACAUAAAUACAGAAGGUGAAAUGGACACAAUCAUUCAUUGUGUUAACAAGAUCUGCAUUCAGUGAAUGUCUUGUCUUGAGCAAAUAAAGGAUUUAGUUUAAGAAUUUUGAAAUAAUGAAGGAAAUAUUGUUGAACACGUAAUUUUCUGUAGGCUUAUUAAAACUGUUUCGGCUGUUGUUUGUUCAAGAAUGUCUUGGUUGUAAUACAUUAAGUGUCCUAUAAACAUGAGGGGUUUAUUUUUCCAUUUUGCUAUUGCUUUUCAGCAGUUAUGGUAAUAAAUUCAUUUGUCAACCUUGCAGCUAAUAAACGAACCUCUAUAAGUGUUCUGUAAAUGUGUAUAAUUAUAAUAUAACAACACAGACCAGCAUUCAUUACAGCAAGCUCAGUUUGGAAUGCAUUUUUAAUAUUAUAUAUAUAUGGGUUUGAGAAAUGUGCACAGAAUGGUUUUUUAGCAACAAAUUUCGCAUUCUGGCCAGACAUCGAUGCUACACACUUUAUUACUGAAUAUUGUAUAGAUACCUGUGGAUGUGCAUUUUGUAUAGUAUGC
Sceloporus undulatus (fence lizard) is the source of this 3006-nucleotide messenger RNA. It is a transcript of the gene MAMDC2, whose product is annotated as MAM domain containing 2. The transcript is spliced from 14 exons. Gene Ontology annotation, cellular component: membrane. Bases 104 to 2164 code for a protein of 686 amino acids. Lineage: Eukaryota; Metazoa; Chordata; Lepidosauria; Squamata; Phrynosomatidae. The record is from RefSeq and is a predicted model, not a curated record.